This is a messenger RNA of Ordospora colligata OC4, 1671 nucleotides long. RefSeq lists its product as uncharacterized. The transcript has a single exon. The coding region runs from base 1 to 1671 and encodes 556 amino acids. Gene Ontology annotation, molecular function: mechanosensitive monoatomic ion channel activity. Lineage: Eukaryota; Fungi; Microsporidia; Ordosporidae. The record is from RefSeq and is a predicted model, not a curated record. Gene Ontology annotation, cellular component: plasma membrane. Gene Ontology annotation, biological process: transmembrane transport; monoatomic anion transport.
AUGCAAGUAAGUAAGGUUGGAAAUAUGCAACCGAUCGAAGAGUCGGAGUCUUGUGCAGAUUCAAAAAGCACGUCCGCCUCAGAUGUUGAGCGAGUAAAGUCGCCAUCCCUCGCAUGGAUCCCUGCAUAUCUGGCAGGAUCUGUUUGCACAGGAUUACUUACAUAUGUAUUUCAUGUGCAUAUUGCACCAAAAAUGCCAUUCGAGAGCCAUCCAGACCUUUCAGCUGUGCUUUCAAGGCUUAUCUUUUGUGCUCUAUUUGGAAGCAUGGUGUUUUGCCUCAUCAGGCUUAUACUAAUAUGUCUUGCAAUAGCAAUGAAGAGAUCUGAUGGAAAGCGGGGAUUCGUACAGAUAACACUCAUAAAGCACGGAAUGUUCAUGAGUAUUGUGACAACACUUUUUGUGCUUUCUUUUGUUGUUGAAACAUACAACAGGAGAGUAAGCACUACUACAUUUUUAAAUGCAUCCAGCGAUCCUGUGCCUGUGCUCAAGGAAAUCGUAGAUAUGGGAGUGAGUGAUAGCGAGCUGAAGCAGACACUUAUAUCUGAAGAGAAAGCAAACGGUGAGCAGAAACCUCCAAAGACACUGGCAAUGUUCCUUACUGAGGACCUGGCAAAAAUAUUACUUGCAAGCUCAGUGUUCUUUGCAAUUCUUCUUUCAAAGGCAAUUCUAAUGAAUGGUUUGAACUAUAAGAUGCUAUUCAAAAACUAUGAGUUCAGGAUCAACAAGAAUGAUGAAGACAUAAAAAUUCUAGAGCAGCUCAACAGAGCAACAGGUAAGCAGAUGAUUGCAAAUGCUGAAGAGUGGGCAGAUGAGGUGUUCAGGUUAAUUUCGCCAGAAGGCAAAGCCGUCGAUUUGCAGACUCUCGAGUACUUCUUUGGCACUGACGAUGCAAAGGCAAUAUUCAAUAGAUUCAGCAUCCAUCCAGAUGGAAAGCUAACAAAGGAGAGUUUUUCUUUGGUUUACCAAGGAAUUAUCAAUGAGGAGAAGCGGAUAAGCAGAGGACUAACACAGAAGGUUUCAAUAGUGAAGAAGCUGAAUCUUGUGCUGUCUGCAAUACUUAUACCCGUUGGUGUAUUGGCUGUGAUGGCGAUCCUUGGAAAUGCAGAUUCAUUUGCUGGAUCGCUUCCUGUGCAGUUUAGCACUAUCAUUUCACUCAACUUCAUCUUUGCACCUAUUAUUUCCGAGGUGUUCAAGUCGCUUGUGUUUGUUUUCCUUGUUGAAGCAUUUGAUAUUGGCGACAAGGUAUUUAUAGAGGGAGUUUUGCAUGAAGUGCAUGACAUGGGACUGCUUUAUACAUCGUUUGUGGUGGACAAGAAGAUCACGGUCAUUCCAAACUCAAAGUUCAUGGAUAAGACUAUUGUGAACCUCAGAGAGGCUAAAACGUCCCAGAAGACAUUUGACUUUACAUUCAUGAAUUCACCCGAUCUUAAGGAAAAGAUAGUCAAGCUGAAGGAUGAGAUCGAGAGAGAAGUCAAGUCAGAUUCAAAUGCAUAUACAGGCAAGUUUAAUAUCUGCGAGUAUGUCCUCAAGAAAAACCUGACUGUUGGGAUGAAGAUAAAUGUUGUAUUCAGGAUCCAGAACCAGAAUAUCAAGGCAUUGAGAGCAAGGGAAGAUGCAUUCGUAAUAGCACUUUAUGGAAUAGUCGGAAGCAUUGGACUUCUACUUGAGUAG